Eleginops maclovinus (Patagonian blennie) is the source of this 1651-nucleotide messenger RNA. RefSeq names its product SRY-box transcription factor 8a (gene sox8a). The record is from RefSeq and is a predicted model, not a curated record. NCBI's taxonomy places the organism in Eukaryota, Metazoa, Chordata, Actinopteri, Perciformes, Eleginopidae. Gene Ontology annotation, cellular component: nucleus. Gene Ontology annotation, molecular function: DNA-binding transcription factor activity, RNA polymerase II-specific; RNA polymerase II cis-regulatory region sequence-specific DNA binding. The coding region runs from base 148 to 1473 and encodes 441 amino acids. Gene Ontology annotation, biological process: neural crest cell development; negative regulation of transcription by RNA polymerase II; morphogenesis of an epithelium. The transcript is spliced from 3 exons.
UCAGAGGAUCCAGAAAGCAAUAUUUGAAGACAAGAAAUUGGAAUUUGACCUGAUUUUCGGGGUGGAACAGUCUUGCUACACAGUCGAGUGCAUUUACGCCCUUGGAGAGUUCGAUUAGGACUAUUUGGCAGCUUUUUAGCCGUCAGUAUGACAGAAGAGAAGUCAUUGACAGAUAAUCCCCGCAGUCCUGCAGGCAGCGACAGCCCUAUGUCCCAGCAUAGAUCAGAUUCAGAGUCCCCAACCUCUCCAGCUGGGUCAGAGGCACCAGAGCCAGUGCGCAAAAUGACGCACGAACCCGAGAGCAGCAUAAAGGUUGAUCGCUUUCCCGCGUGCAUCCGGGACGCGGUGUCGCAGGUGCUGAAGGGAUACGACUGGUCUCUGCUGCCGGUACCGGCUGUGGGGGAGAGAGGACUCAAGAGCCAGCCCCACGUGAAGCGGCCGAUGAAUGCGUUCAUGGUUUGGGCUCAGGCAGCGAGGAGGAAGCUGGCGGACCAGUACCCUCACCUGCACAACGCGGAGCUCAGCAAGACGCUGGGCAAACUGUGGAGACUUCUCUCUGAGACAGAGAAGCGUCCCUUCGUGGAGGAGGCAGACAGGCUGAGGAUGCAGCACAAGAAAGACUAUCCGGACUACAAGUACCAGCCUCGGAGACGCAAGAGCACCAAACCGGGUCAGGGGGACGUUAGACCCGGAUUGGUCCUGCAGAAUCAGCAGGGCCUGUUUAAAUCAGAACCAGCAGACGUGCAUCAUCAUUACCAUACGGACAAAACAGGUCAGUCUCACGGACCUCCAACACCUCCUACUACCCCUAAAACUGACCUCCACAUGGGGAACAAACAUGAGUGUCAGCGGCCUGUAGACAGCACCUCCACCUCCUCCACCGGGGGCCGUCAGAACAUCGACUUCAGCAUCGUGGACAUCUCCGAGCUCAGCACCGACGUCAUCAGCACCAUCGAGGCCUUCGACGUCCACGAGUUCGACCAGUACCUCCCUCCCAACGGCUCCGCCCUCCUUUCCCCGACAGAUGGCACUGCGCACGGACACAACACCUUCCUCCCGCCCUGCAUCCACCCUCACAUCCCUGCCAGGACGCCAAAAACUGCAAUGGCACCAUCUUCUUUAAGUCGUGACACCCCUAGACAAUAUGAGGACACGAAACCUCACAUAAAAACCGAGCAGUUGAGUCCAGAUCACUACGGCAGCUCCUCAACUCCAUCUGAUAACACCACCCUUAGUUCAGGCUCGUCCUCCACCACCCACCUAUCUGACUACACUGACCUCCAGAGCUCCGGUUUCUACAGCAGCGCCUUCUCCGGAUACCCCGCCGCCGGUCUGUAUCAGUACCCGUACUUCCACUCCUCCCGCAGGCCUUACGCUACGCCUCUUAUCAACAGCCUGGCCUUGGCACCACCUCCACACAGUCCUCCGUCCGUCUGGGAGCAGCCGGCCUACACAGCACUCAGCAGGCCUUGAAGACGAGGAAACUCCCUGCAGAUAUGGACUACACCGUUAAAGUGGGACAGAACAGCAGCCUCCUUGGUUGACCUGUUUUAUAAUUUAAUUCCUGAGGUUUUGAAGUAGCGUGCUGACUGUUGUAUUGUGCAUUAAUAUAUAUAUACAGUGACAUUUGUUUAUUUUCAAGGGUUUUUUA